AUGACAGAACAGGUCGACGUUCUGAUUUGCGGUGGCGGCUCAGCGGGACUUUGUGCCGCUGUAUGGCUAGCUCGGUGUGGCAUCAGCUACAAGAUCCUCGAACGCCGCGAUGGGCCGUUGAAGAUGGGACAGGCAGACGGUGUCCAGACUCGUACGGUGGAGGUAUUCGAAAGCUUUGGCCUCGCAGAAGAUCUACUCAAGGAGGCCUACCAUGUCCUCGAGCUUGCAUUCUGGGCACCAUCCGAGAAAGGUGGCAUCGCAAGGACUCAUUAUGCGGCGGAUGUGGAACCCGGUAUAAGCCACCAGCCGCAUGUGAUUCUUAACCAGGCAAGAAUGAAUGCACUACUGGCCGAGGAGAUGGAAAGGGCGUCGGGAAGCUCGGACAUUGCGUAUGGGUAUGAAGUAAGGAGCGUGGAUGUUGACAGCAACUCUGCAUCAAACGCUGAGUCUUACUGUUGUACAGUCGUGGCAGAGAAAGACGGCGUAGAUCAGACAUUCCGCGCAAAGUAUGUGCUGGGCUGCGACGGAGCCCAUAGCAUCGUAAGGAAGUCACUGGGUUUCAAGAUGAUCGGCGACAGUACCAAUGCCGUAUGGGGUGUAAUGGAUGUCUACCCGAGAACCAACUUCCCGGACAUUCGUAAGAAGGCGGCGAUAAGCUCGGAUGCGGGAAACCUGAUGAUCAUCCCGCGCGAGGGUGAUAGUCUGGUCCGCUUUUACAUUGAGAUCGAAAAUGCAACGGAAGCCAAGAGCCUAACUGUGGAGGACCUGCACGAGAGUGCGAGGCAUAUCUUCAGUCCUUAUACGAUGGAAAUUGCCGACACAGCUUGGUGGUCAGUAUACUCAAUCGGUCAGCGUCGUGCAGACUACUUCACGAAAGACCACAGGGUCUUCUUGACCGGUGAUGCGUGCCAUACGCACUCACCCAAAGCAGGUCAGGGAAUGAACGUCUCUCUACAAGACGGUUACAAUAUUGGCUGGAAGCUGGCGGCAGUUCUUCGUAGCCAAGCAGAUCCAAGACUCCUCGAAACUUAUGUCUCUGAGCGGGAGAAGACGGCGACCGAGCUCAUCGAAUUUGACCGGAACUGGACGAAACUGUUUUCGUCAGCGUAUCGGCGCGAACAUGGCAUUACCCCCGAGCAAUUCCAGCAACAAUUUGUGGAGGCGGGCCGAUACACAGCUGGACAAGCGACGCACUACAACGACUCUAUGAUAGUCUCGUCUGCGUCUAGCGAUCAACCUCUCGCCAAGAAUUUGCCAGUCGGUGAGCGAUUCCCAAGUGCGCAAGUCGUAAGGUUCUGCGAUGCACGGGCGAUGCAGUUCAUCAGGGCUUUGCCGGCGGACUCGAGAUGGCAUAUCAUCGUGUUUGCUGGUGACAUGAGUAAUAAGUCAGCUUCUGAGGGACUAAAAAAGGUGGCAAGUGAUUUGGAGCAUCUGGUUAGGCGCUUUACACCUCCAGGUGCUGACGAUGAUAGUGUUUUCAAUAUCAUACUAGUUUUAUCAGGUAAACGCACCGACGUUGAGCAAGAACAGAUUCCUCGGGUAUUCACACCUAUUUCGGGAAAGUGGAAGAUGAAAAACCUUUUCAGCACGUUUGUGGAUGAUGAGAGCUAUAACUCGGGCCAUGGCCAUGCCUACUCGGCGUAUGGCGUAGACCCUGAUCGUGGUGCUCUUGUUGUUGUCCGUCCUGACCAGUGUAAGAAGCUACCGCUCCAAAUUCGUUAA
This is a messenger RNA of Truncatella angustata, 1722 nucleotides long. Its product is annotated as FAD binding domain-containing protein. Bases 1 to 1722 code for a protein of 573 amino acids. The record is from RefSeq and is a predicted model, not a curated record. NCBI's taxonomy places the organism in Eukaryota, Fungi, Ascomycota, Sordariomycetes, Amphisphaeriales, Sporocadaceae. Gene Ontology annotation, molecular function: FAD binding. The transcript is spliced from 4 exons.